AGAAAAAGAAAAAGAGAGAGAACAAUAAUAUAUUACAAAGGCAGAAACGGAUCAGUUUGAGAAACGGAUCGCAUUUUCUCUGCACUUAAAACGAGUUGACCCAGAAACCCUACGAAAGAAACGCCAGGUUUCGAUACGCUCGAAUCUGCCCCGCCAAAAACAAAAAGCCCGCUCAUCAUUUCAGUUGUCACCAACCAAGCUUGAAAGAAUGUCAUCAGAAUCUGAGAAGUGGGGAUGGCAGCAUGUUAGCAUAUUUGGUAGGUUUGACAAAGGGAGUGGUACCAAAAGGUGGAGAUGCAACCACUGUAACCUACGGUACAAUGGAUCUUAUUCACGUGUUAGAGCCCACCUACUUGGGUUUACUGGUGUUGGUAUUAAAAGCUGCCCAGCAAUAGAUGGGUCUUUAAGAGAAGCAUUUCAUAUCUUAGAGGAAGAACGCUUAACUCGUAAGAAGAAAUUAACUUCUGGGAGUGCAAAGCCUAGCAAGCGCAUUCGGAUUUCACGAUCAACUCUUCCCGACACCACUAAAGAAGAUAUGGAUGAAAUAGUAGCUAGAUUUUUCUAUGUUCAUGCUUUGAGUGUCAAUGCUGCCAACUCUCCAUACUUUCUUGACAUGGUAAAAGCAAUUGGUUGUUUUGGUCCUGGAUAUGAACCCCCAUCAGUAGAUGAGCUUUCUGAUUCUUUUUUAAGUAGAGAGAGAGGAAGGAUAGAGAAAUCUUUGGCUCUAGUUAGGGAGUCUUGGCCUCACACGGGAUGCACAAUAUUGUGUGUUGGUUGCUUAGAAAGCAUGCUGGGUUGCUUCCACAUCAAUAUAUUCAUCUCCAAUCCAAGAGGACUUAUGUAUCUAAAAGCAGUAGAUAUAGAUGACAUUGACGGAGCAGACAAUGUAUUUUCAGGUGUCCUUGGUGAUAUUAUCAUGGAAGUUGGGCCCAGAAAUGUGCUGCAGAUAAUCUCUCAUCUAGAUGACACUAGUAAAUUAUCUGAUUCACUUAUGUUGUCAAGUUUUCCUCAUAUAUUUUGGUCUCCUUGCACUUCAAACUCUAUAUGCAUGUUGAUGGAAGAAAUAGCAGAGAUGGAUUUGUUAAAACCUGUUGUCCUAUGUGCUAAGGAAAUUAAGCAUUGCAUUACUACAUACCAGCAGUUUUCUCCAUGUAGUUUCAAUCAAAAUAUGGAGGGAAGCUCUGAUCCACCAUCUAUGAAGUUUGCACCUUCCUUCUGCAUUGUCCAGAGGAUUUUUGAGCUCAAGCGACUGCUUCAAGAGUUAGUUAAUAGUGAAGGGUGGAAGCAAUGGAAGAUUAGUAAUCCAGAUGACAUUUUAAGUAUUGAAGAAGCCAUUUUAAGGGAUGAUUUCUGGAGCGAUGCAUAUUUGCUGUUGCAAUUGUUUGAGCCAUUCGUAAGAUUGAUUGCUACCCUUAAUGUUGAAAAACUUGUCAUGGGUGAUGUUUGUGAUUGGCGGGUGCAGGCUCUUGAAGCUUUGAGGAAUAAGGGUAUUGAUGAAGGCACAGUAAAACAAUUGGAAGAGCUGAUAGAGAACAGAUGGGAUGUGUUAUUUUCUCCACUUCAUGCAACUGGUUACUUACUGAAUCCUCGGUACCAUGGAAAAGGUCAAACCAAAGAUAAAGUUGUGAUGAGGGGUUGGAAAGCCACCUUAGAAAGAUACGAGUCUGAAAGUGCAAACAGGCGGGGUCUUAGAGAACAGCUCAGCUCUUACUGGCGGCUGGAGGGAUCCUUGGGAGAUGAAGAUGCUGUCGAUUGUAGGGAUAAAAUGGACCCAGUUGUAUGGUGGGAGAACUUUGGUUUCGAAACACCUGAAUUGCAGACACUAGCUAUAAAAGUUUUGAGUCAGGUUUCAAGCAUUGCAAUGUGUCAAGAGGUCUGUCAAGAAUAUGACUUUCCUGGUCCAGAAACAUCCAACAGAAUGAGAGUGGAGAGAGUGGAGGAUCUCGUCUUUGUCAGAAACAACCUCAGACUCAAUAGCCAAAGAAAUGGGAUCUCAAACUCCUUUUCUGGUGCAAAAAAUGCUAUUUUAUGCUCUCCAUCUGAAGCCAAGACAUGGGAUGAUUCUCAUAUUGAUCAAACUAAGGUUACUUAUAGCCAAAGUAUUCAUGACAAAAUGUGCUAGUUUUCAUCAGUUCCUACGGUAGAUACAUUGGAGCCACUUACGAUUGGGGUGACAUUCUGCAAAGUUCAGCUGUUAUAAGCAAGUUGCUUUGCUUUGCCUGGAAUGAGGCUGCAACUGGUGUACAGAUAUUUUCUUGCAACUGUAGAGAUAUCUUCUCAUAUAUCCUUAUAGAGUCAUAUCUGUUGUUUUCUAAGAUGUAGGAUAGUUGGACUGUUAUGAUCGGAUAUAUUAUGCUGGGAUUUUAAAAUUUUCAGGUUUUUGUGUGGCUUUGCUCUCUCUGUGCAACUUCUGGACUUCGGCUGUACAGAUGCUUGAUGCAUCUGUGAUCUUGUGUUAAAGAGAGACGACAAUAACCAUCCCACCACAUUAAAAAGACCGUGAGUUGAAAAAGCAGAACAUCCAAGGCAGCAUCAGUAGUACAGGUGCGAAGAAAGUGCUGAAGUAAGUUGGAGAUAAAAUUCAAGGAGUGGCGAUAAAUCUGACUUUUAACAAAUGGAAAAGCUAUCGUUGCACUCAAUGGUGACAUCGUCAUUGAACCCUCCCAGCUAGUGGAUAGAGAUGAACCAAGGUUUUGGAAAGAAGCAUCAAUGUAAGUGUGGUUAUGGUUUCUGUUGUUGGAGUGUAAAUGGAUUUAAUUUUCUAUAAAUGGGAUAUAUUCCUUGGUGGUGUUUAAGAAUUGGAGAGGAUUGGCCUGGUGGUUGGUUUAGCUUGAGAUAAUCUCAGAGAGCUGUAUUGAACUGAAACUGAUUGAACUGCUCAGGGUAUCUUCGAGGAACUUGCCAGUAGCUGUUGGAAGUGUAUUGGCUUUUGGUUUCACUGCUUGAACAAACAUCUACUAGACUUCUGGCCUCUGCUUCUCGAUGAAGAAGCUGGCUAACUCAAUGCAUGGAAUUUUCAUUGUGAUGCUCUGAUCUCCAUGCCCUGCCUCUGCUGCUGUGUCCCAAGUUCCCUUUCUAGCUGCUAGAUUGGGGGUGUAAUCACACAAUUAAUGGAGACUAAUUAGUCUACUAAAUUAAAUUAGUACCAAGAGAAGGAAAUGAGCGUGGAAUUUUAUUGAAGGCUGCUUCAAGAAUGUCAUUUCUGAAAAUGUUGUAAAAUUGGUCAAAGUUUUGAGAACCAGAAUGAGUGCUAAAACCAGAAUAGAGGUGACCAAAUUAUUCUCUGGAUAAAAAA
Messenger RNA from Rosa chinensis, 3295 nucleotides. RefSeq lists its product as uncharacterized. The transcript is spliced from 4 exons. The record is from RefSeq and is a predicted model, not a curated record. Gene Ontology annotation, molecular function: protein dimerization activity. Lineage: Eukaryota; Viridiplantae; Streptophyta; Magnoliopsida; Rosales; Rosaceae. Bases 209 to 2122 code for a protein of 637 amino acids.